Molecule: messenger RNA, 4411 nt
Organism: Hemibagrus wyckioides
Lineage: Eukaryota; Metazoa; Chordata; Actinopteri; Siluriformes; Bagridae
Gene: paxbp1
Product: PAX3 and PAX7 binding protein 1
Exons: 18
Coding region: 143-2845 (900 amino acids)
Biological process (GO): positive regulation of transcription by RNA polymerase II; mRNA splicing, via spliceosome
Cellular component (GO): nucleus
Molecular function (GO): DNA binding
Source: RefSeq, a predicted model, not a curated record
GUCGCAGAAGAAGAUGCAAUUCACCGAACAAGAUGGUGGACUUUAGUGAAUCGUUUGGGUUUGUUUUUGGCGCCUUGCGGAAAUAAUUCGCACCCAUUCCCACGUCCCACUGCACUGCGGCUGUGUUUGUUGCCGUGCCGCAAUGUUCAAGAAAGCGAAAAGGUGCAAUUUCAGACGACGGAACGAUUCUGACGACGAGGAAAAAGAAGAGGUCCAGGAUGAGCCGAGUCUGGAGCUGCUGCCGCCGCAGCCAUGCGGGCCUGGAGGGGACGGCUUACACACACCCGCCGCCGAAACGCUUAUGGCUAUUAAUGCUGUAAAUAGUCACGGAAAUGGAGUUCCGACAGGAGCCAUGAAGCUUCCUAAAGACAAGAAAAAGAAGAAGGAAAGCCGAGAAGAGCCUAAAGCCAGCUUACUCAGCUUCAACGACGAAGAAGAGGACACUGAAGUCUUCCGAGUGAAGAAAUCCAAUCACAGUAAGAAGAUCGUCAAACAGCUCAAGAAGGAGUACAGAGAGGAAAAGUGCAGUCAUGUUGUGCAGGAACCAAUACGCCUCGAUGGUGUUCAGUGUCUGUCAGGCAUGGGUGUAAAAGAGGAGGCAGUGGACAGCAGGGGCAGCAGUGAACAAGGUGAAGGUGAGAUGGAGGUGGAUAGUAAUGAUGAACAGGAUGAUGAGAGUGAAACCAGGCAGGGAGGAAACUUCUCUCAGACUCUGUCUGCGCUCAGCACCCUCAGACCAGGUGAGAUCCCAGACGCAGCCUUCAUUCACGCGGCCCGUAAACGGAGGCAGAUGGCACGGGAGCUUGGAGGUGAUGCGCCGCUUGUGGAGACGGAGGUGUCGAGUAAACGUCUGGUCCAUGAGGACGAGCAAGGUGGAAGUGAUGAAGAUGAGAAGAGGAUCGUGUUCAGCGGUGUCAAGCAGAAGAGUCAGCGUCAGAAAAUAGCAGAGGAAAUCGGUAUUGAGUGCAGUGAUGAUGAGGCCUUGAAUACUGAAGGGAAUGACGAGGAAGUCAGUCGAUGGGAGCAGGAGCAGAUCCGGAAAGGCAUUAGCAUCCCUCAGGUCCAAACCAGUCAGCCAGGGAAUGCAAACAUGUAUUACCAAACUGGCUAUGAGAACCAGCAGUACGCAGCAUCAUACAGCAUGCCAUACGGAUACACUGCGCUCGGAACAGAAAGUGUAAAACCUGUGAAAACGGAGAACACUGUACCCUACCCAGUCCCUAGCAGCAGCCUUACUCCAAUCACUACAGCUCUGGUAAAGAAACGGCUCAUGGACAGGCUAAGCUCCAUGCGCCAGGGCCGCGAUGCCAGCGCCCGGCGCAAUGAGCAGAUCCAGGACGAGCUGCAGGCUUCCGAAAAUAGCAUCCUGCAGCUGGAGGACUCCUCACAGCAUGCCGCUGAGCAGUAUAAAUUCUUGCAAGAAAUGCGAGGGUAUGUUCGAGACUUGCUUGAGUGUUUCAGUGAAAAGGUGCCUGCUAUUCUGGAGCUGGAGGCUGCAAUGCACCAGUUACUAAGGCAACGGGCAGCGCGGCGAGUCCAGAGAAGACAGGAUGAUAUUAAAGAUGAAUCAGCGGAGUUUUCGAGCCUUUCAAGUAAGGCUGUUAUGGCCCCAAAUCUGGACCCUUUUGGCAGAGACCGUGCAGCCUAUCAGGAGCUCAGCAGGCAGAGGAGGGUAGCAGAGCGUGAGGCCAGGAGAGCUCGCCGCAGACAGGCUAGAGAACAGAGCGGGGCAAGGGCCGAACACAAGGAGGGACUGUCUAGCGAUGAUGAGGAGACCUCCACUGACACAACAAGCUUUAACCUAGAGAGAGAUCGUAUUUUAAAAGAAUCGAAAAAAGUUUUCGAGGAUGUCGUAGACGAUUUCCAUUCCAUAGAUUGCAUCAAGUCCCGGUUUGAGGUGUGGAAGAACCUCUACUUCACGUGCUACAGAGACGCUUACAUUGGUCAGUGCCUGCCUAAACUUUUCAACCCGCUGAUCCGACUUCAGCUAAUCCCAUGGUCGCCUCUGGAGGACGACUGCCCGAACUUUGAGUACAUGCUAUGGUUUGAGACUCUGCUGUUCUAUGGCUAUGAGGAGCAGAGCACUGAGCACCAGGAGGACAUUGACAGCGGUCUCCUGCCUGCUAUCGCUGAGAGAGUGGUACUCCCUAAACUAGCAGUGCUGACGGAGCAGGUGUGGGAUCCAUUGUCUCACAGUGAGACGUGCAGGCUGGUGGCCUUCAUGGGGCGCCUAAUAAAGGGCUACCCUACCGUUCUGCAUGGAGACAACCGCAACAUGCAGGAGCUGCUGAGGACUAUCGUUGUGCGCACACGUCGGACGCUAGAUGAGGACAUCUUCAUGCCGCUAUUUCCAAAAAAUGUCAUGGAAAACAAGAAUUCAAGUCCUUAUCUCUUCUUCCAAAGGCAGUUUUGGUCCUGUGUGAAGCUCUUGGGUAACAUCCUGCAGUGGGAUGGCAUCCUGUCUCAGAACUGUCUGAUAGAGCUUGCUGUCGACAGUACACUGAAUCGCUUCAUUCUCUCAGCACUACAGUCGACAGAUGUUGGGGAGGACAGCGUAGAGAAAUGCAAGAAGGUGGUGGAGUGUUUUCCUGUGCAGUGGUUCAGCAGUCUGAAAGGUCAGCAGACUCUGCCGCAGCUGGAGAACUUAUGCCGCUUCAUGAAGCACAUGGCCAGUUCACUGUAUCGAAGCAGCCUUACAGCUUCUGAUGUGGACAAGAGGAUAGCAAGGGAGCACAUUAAGGAAGUGGUGAAGCUUCUGGGUCGACUCAAUGCUUUGGAUCAUGUGAUCGCUGUUGCCUCAGAGCAUGGAAUUAAAGACAUUAAGACCUUGCUGGAGAGUAAAUGAGAGAGAACUGACUUUUGAGGAGCCCGUGUUCAAAAUGACUUGUGUCUGGCCCUCAGGGUGCAAUGUGUAUAAAUUGUGGAUAUUGUACAUGCCUAUGCUUUGAAAACUUUCUUUUUUGGUCAGUUUUCAACCUUCAUCUCUGGUGUUUUGAGUGAUAUACACACACAUUACUGCACAAAGAGUUUUUGUGAUGUAAAAAAAAAUAUAUAAAUCCACCUUCAAUGUGAGAUUAAAUCAUGUACAGCUUAAGUGAAAAUCCAAAAGAGGUAAAAAAAUAAAUAAAAACAACCUGGUUGCAUAAGUGUACAUGCACUUAUACUUUAAUACUUUAAAGCAACUUUUGAUUUUAUUACACCUCUUGACUUAUCUUCAGCUUACUAGCAGACACUGGAAUGUUUUUUGCCCAAAAAUCAACUGGUAUUUUAAGCUAUUCAUGAUUGCCUCCAGCUUGAUAAAAGCCCCAGUUCUGGCUGAAGAAAAGUAGCCCUAAAGCAUGAUGCUGAUUUUGGUGAUGUGUUUUUAUUGGUCUCAUCAGACCAUAAGACCUUUUGACGCAUGGUUGAGUUGAGCUUGGAAUUUUUCUAUAGCCUUGCCUUAUUCUAUAACCUGGGCCUGGACAUGUGAAGAAUAUAAGAGAUUUUCACAUGCAGAGAGGAAUUGAUACUUGUCACACAUUCCUACAGUUCCGUUACUUUUGCUGUAGGUCUCUGUGGCCUUUCUGGUAAGUUUUUGUGCUUUUUAUUCAUUUUGGUGAUGUCGCUGCUAUGCUCUAAUUUCUUAGCUUUUACAGUGUUUUAUUGUAGUAGAUCUAAUGUUUUGGAAAUCUUCUCAUACACCCCUUCCUGAUAAACAAAUGAGACACCCUGCAUGCUCUGUCAGCUCUUUGCAGACCACGGCUUCAGCAGCCGGAUGGAAACCAAAAAGCUGUGUAGAAAAUCCUACAGAAACAGCUGAUCUUUGGGGUUGAUCAAAAUAAUUUCAUUGAUGACAGCUAUAUGAUAAAUACUUUUAAACUCAGUUCAUUCUCAACACAGCCACGUCCGCAGUUAUAAAAUGGUGUUCCUACUUAUGCAACCAAAUUAUAACUUUCUUUCUUUAAUUUUAUUUUGCCCCUAAAAUGUUCCUGAUUGUUUUUUUUUUUUGUUUUUUUUUUGCUUAAUUUGUGAGUUGUAAUUUCACACUGAGGAUCUUGUUGUUUUUCUUACAUCACAAAAACCUGCCAUUCUACCAGAGGCUUUUUAUAUUCACUGUACAUGAAAACAGAUGGAUUUAUUAGUGUUUGGAGGUUGGCUUUAUCUGGCAGCAAACUCAACUUGCACAUUUGUGGACGUUUCAUCCGAUUUCAUUUGCAGAGGUCCAGAUUUAGUUUCAUUGCAGUAAAGCAGCAACUUUUUUUAAAAUCUGGUAAUAAAAUGUAAUAUCAUGUGCUGCAUACGUUUGGAUGCAGCUUGGCUGUAGAGAUAGCACUUUUGAUUGCAUGGCGUACAUAAAUCUGCAUCAUUCACCUCAGUUUAUAAUGUUAAAUAUAUUGUGCAUUUGUAAAGUUAUUUUUCUGAUUGUUUUAUU